AUGUCUCGUCCGCCGCGAGACUUCAUCAUCCUCAGACGCACGGCGGCACUCUCGAGGGACGGCCUCGUGGUGGAAGACGAGACGCCAUACGCUUAUAUCAGCAGCGGGAAGAGCGUGCAAGUGCCCGGGUACCCUCCUUGUCCCAAGAUGGUGAGAGGUGACAAUAAAGUUGGCUGCUGGUUCAUGAAGCAUCUGAACAAGAAGAGUAGCAGUGGGAGUGUGGAGAGGUGCACCACAUUCCAGUGGCUCAUGUGCUGUGACCUCAAAGGUAAAAUACCACAAUUUGUUCUCGACACGGCGUUUGCAACGGUAAUGUUGGAUUAUAUAGUGCACGUGAGGAAGUUCGUCGCUGAGUCCAAAGCUAAGGGUCUCUUUUAA
Molecule: messenger RNA, 378 nt
Organism: Amyelois transitella
Lineage: Eukaryota; Metazoa; Arthropoda; Insecta; Lepidoptera; Pyralidae
Product: steroidogenic acute regulatory protein-like
Exons: 4
Coding region: 1-378 (125 amino acids)
Molecular function (GO): lipid binding
Source: RefSeq, a predicted model, not a curated record